Messenger RNA from Phaeodactylum tricornutum CCAP 1055/1, 958 nucleotides. RefSeq lists its product with no specific name. Gene Ontology annotation, biological process: mitochondrial citrate transmembrane transport. The transcript has 2 exons. The record is from RefSeq and is a predicted model, not a curated record. Bases 1 to 861 code for a protein of 286 amino acids. NCBI's taxonomy places the organism in Eukaryota, Bacillariophyta, Bacillariophyceae, Surirellales, Neidiaceae.
AUGGCGGACACGAAGAAAAGCAAUCCAAUUCUCGCUAUGGCGGCGGGGUGCAUCGCCGGUGGCAUUGAAGCUACUUGCGUUUGGCCGAUGGAAUACAUCAAGGUAAGUGCUGACUGUGACGACGACUUUUCAAAGUCUACGCCGGAGAACAUUAUUUAUACCGUCAACACUACCGGAUUCUUUUCGCUCUACCGUGGUCUCGCUCCGACGCUUCUCGGUAGCAUUCCCAAAGCCGGAAUUCGAUUCGGACUCAAUUCCGUCAUCAAAGACAGUUUACGGGACAAGGAUACGGGAGGGCUGACCCCAGCCAAGAAUUUCAUCGCCGGCCUCGGCGCCGGUGUAUCAGAAGCUCUUUUGAUCGUCGCGCCAGUGGAAACGGUCAAGACAAAAUGUAUCGAAAUGAAUAUGGCUUUUCUGCAAGGUUUUCGACACAUUUUGAAGCACGAAGGUCUUGCUGGUGUGUAUCAGGGAGCGGCAGCGACGGCAUUGAAACAAGGAUCGAAUCAGGGAUUACGAUUCAUGUGGUUCAACGAGUACAAAGUUAUCGUCACGAAGGACGGAAAGGAACCUAUGACUCCCCUGCUUGGUCUUUUCGGAGGUAUGAGCGCGGGUUGUUUCAGUACAUUGGGCAACAAUCCAUUUGAUGUGGUCAAAACGAGAAUGCAAGGGACCAAGGCGGCCCAGUACAACGGGACACUGGACUGCUUCAAACAGAUUGUGUCCAAGGAAGGUGUGGGCGCGCUCUAUGCAGGUGUUGUACCACGACUUGGAAGAGUAGUGCCUGGGCAGGGUAUCAUUUUUAUGAGUUUUGAGACCAUUCAAAAUGCGUUGAAGAAACAAUUUACCAUCUUCCAGACGUAGCUGCUUUGUCCGACGAACUCUAUCCGCGAUCUGUUUCGAUAUGGGCUUCAAGCACCGUGUAUAAUAAAAUGUAUUCCUAAUACCUGUAUGUUUAUGC